This is a messenger RNA of Selaginella moellendorffii, 2766 nucleotides long. Its product is annotated as pentatricopeptide repeat-containing protein At1g63400. The record is from RefSeq and is a predicted model, not a curated record. Gene Ontology annotation, molecular function: protein binding. NCBI's taxonomy places the organism in Eukaryota, Viridiplantae, Streptophyta, Lycopodiopsida, Selaginellales, Selaginellaceae. The transcript has a single exon. The coding region runs from base 169 to 2568 and encodes 799 amino acids.
UGCGUGGUUCUAGUUUAGCUUAGUAUCAUUUUAAGCUAAGCAAGAAUGUUAAUGCGUCAGUAGUCCAACGGUUAGGAUGAUUGCCUUCCAAGCAAUAGACCCGGGUUCGACUCCCGGCUGACGCAAUUCCUUUUUUGCCUCCACGUUUUUAGGGUUUAUCUAGAAUGCAUGGCUGCGGCACUGGUGCGCGCCUCCAUUACGUCCAUCCCAUCUCCCUCCUCCUCCUGGCGCAAGCGCUCCUCUGGGAGCACACUCAAGCUCGAGGUAAGCAACAAUCCAGACCCGCCGCCGAUUGUCGAUAGCAGGAUCCUCGCCUGGCUCAAGAACAACGGCAAGGACGCCUCCUCUUCCACAUCGUCCUCCACCGAUCUCGACGAUCUGGUCGCGAUCUUCUCGAGCUCCAGCAGCGAGGAGCGCGCCAGCGCCCUCGACAAGCGAUGGAAGGAGGACGAGAAGAAGAAGAAGAAGAAGCUCACGGCGGCGAUGGUGGCCAGCGUCGUCGAGUCCCUCCCGGGCGUGAACCAAGCCGUGGCAUUCUUCCACUGGGCCGGCGACCGAUUCGAUCACAACGAGCACACCUACAACGCGCUGCUCAAGCUCCUGCUCGCCUCCAGCGGCGCCGAGCACGAGGCCCUCCGCCUCUUCCUCGCCAUGCUCGACGCCGGCUACCCCUCCGACUCCUCCACCUUCGCGGUCGUGCUCCGCGGCCUCCACGCCUCGGCCAAGCUCCGCCACCUCGGUCCCCUCCUCCUGGACGAGAUCCGCGACCGCGGCCUCUCCCCGGACCCGGUCGAGCUCAACACCAUCCUCGCCGAGCUGUGCGACGCCCGCGACACCACCACCGCCAUGGCGCUCUUCGACAAGAUGGCGGAGCUGGGCGCCGUCAACCACACCACGUACUACAACCUCAUCCACCCGCUGUGCAAGGCCCGGCUCCUGGACGAGGCCAUGGGGCUGCUGCUCGACAUGAAGUCGCGCGGCAUGAACCCGGGGACGCUCCUCCACAACGUCGUCAUCGGCGGGCUGUGCCGCGCGGGGCGCCUCCGCCACGCGCUGGGUGUGUACCGCCAGAUGAACGACGCCCACCCCCCGGACUUCCUCACGUACACCAAGCUCGUCCACGGGCUGUCCAAGGCGCGCCGGCUGCGCGACGCCGUCCAGGUGCUGCAGGAGAUGGUGUCCGCGCGGCACGUCCCGGACAACACCACGCUCACCGUCGUCGUGCAGUCGCUGUGCCUGGGUGACCGCGUCGACGACGCGCGGGAGCUCGUCGAGGAGAUGCUCCACCGCGGCAUGGCGGCGAACGCGAUCACGUACUCGGCGCUGGUGGACGGGCUGUGCAAGUGCGAGCGGCUGGACGAGGCGGUGGCGCUGGUGGAGACGAUGGCGGAGCGCGGCUGCGCGCCGACGGUGGUGACUUACAACAGCAUCAUCACCGGCUUCUGCCGCGCCAGGAGGGUCGACGAGGCGCACGGCUUCAUGGAGCAAAUGGUGGCGGAGGGCUGCCACCCGGACAUCAUCACCUACACGGCGCUCAUCGGCGGCUUCUGCAAGUCGCGCGACGUCGGCCGCGGCCUGGAGCUGCUGGGCGAAGUCACCCGCCGCGGCUUCACCCCGGACAUCGUCACGUACUCCACCGUCAUCGAUGGUCUCUGCAAGGCGGGCCGGCUGCGCGACGCCGUGGACAUCUUCGAGGAGAUGAGCUGCGCGCCGACCGCCAUCACCUACAACUCGCUCAUCGGGGGCUACUGCCGGGCCGGGGACAUGGACGAGGCGAUCCGGCUGCUCGGGAAGAUGGUGGACGACAAGUGCGCGCCGGACGUGGUAACUUACACCACGCUCAUGUCCGCCUUCUGCAAGAUGGGCCGCCUGGACGACGCUUACGAGCUCUUCCAGCAGAUGGUUGCCAACAAGCUCAGCCCCGACGUCGUCACCUUUACGAGCCUGGUGGACGGCCUGUGCGGCGAGGGCCGGAUGGAGGACGCGCUAGAGCUGCUCGAGGAGAUCACCCGCCGGGGCUGCCCGCCGACCAUCUACACGUACAACUGCGUCGUCGACGGCUACUGCAAGGCCAACCAGGUGCGCAAGGCCGAGGAGCUGGUGGCGGACUUUCGGAGCCGCGGCUUCGUCCCCAACACCGUGACUUACAACAUCCUCGUCGCUGGCUGCUGCCGGGCCGGGAGGACGGAUCAGGCGCUCCAGUACCUGGACCAGCUCAACUCGGAAGGCGGCCCCUGCCCGACCAGCGUCGCCAUGUACGCUAUCAUUCUCGACGCGCUGUGCCGGGACGGGCGGACGGACGACGCGGUCCAGUUCUACGAGGAGAUGAUCCAGAGAGGAUAUGUCCCUGCGGCUGCCACCUUUGCCACGGUUGUCUUUGCGCUGUGCAAGGCCCACCAGCCUCAGCAGGCUCACGAGCUUCUCGAGGAGAUGAUCAAGUAUGGCCACACGCCGGGGCCUGGGACCUGUGACGCUGUCGUCUCUGCCUACUGCCGGGCCGGGAUGAUCCAAAAGGCCGACGAGCUGGCCAGCGAGCUCAGGCUUUACACGGACAAGAGUUCUUCCUAACUGGAAGAACACCAGAAAAAAGCGCAUCAUUAAAGAAUCGAAAGAAUAGUGUACCAGUUUGAGAUUAGUUGCGAAAAGAAAAACAAUCGCGGCGCGGGAUCAAGCUUUUUCCUUGUUCGCGCGCCCCGCCGGCCUCAAUGCAGUUGAGGCCGAAAGAAUGAAAUGCUAGCUAGAAGCUAAACAGGAACUUCCAAACAA